Messenger RNA from Propithecus coquereli (Coquerel's sifaka), 1156 nucleotides. RefSeq names its product chromosome unknown open reading frame, human C10orf10 (gene DEPP1). The record is from RefSeq and is a predicted model, not a curated record. Bases 193 to 810 code for a protein of 205 amino acids. The transcript has 2 exons. Lineage: Eukaryota; Metazoa; Chordata; Mammalia; Primates; Indriidae. Gene Ontology annotation, cellular component: mitochondrion. Gene Ontology annotation, biological process: regulation of autophagy.
ACCGCGGGCCUCGUCCCCUCGUCCUCCUCCCAGGGAUCCCACACCGGACACGGGGCUCCAGCUGCCAGACCCCACCCGGCCUCCCGAGAGCUUCGCAGGGGCUUCCUUUGGGCUGAACUCUUCCUGGUUGUCCCGCCCCCGCCACCCCCAGACCCCUGAGCCACAGGCUGACGCAUCCUCUCGCCGGUACCAAUGAGGUCCCGGCUUCUGCUUUCUGUGGCCCAUCUGCCCACAAUUCGGGAGACUACGGAGGAGAUGCUGCCUGGGGGGCCAGGGCAGGAGCCCCCAGCCUCGCCCAGCCUGGACGACUACGUGAGGUCCAUCUGUCAGCUCGCGCAGCCCACCUCUGUACUGGACGAGGCCAUAGCCCUGGGCCGACCCCGGCCGCCCCACCCGCUGGCCCAGGCCCGCGAGAAGAGCUCCCCUGCCCCGUCCCUACAGGACAUCGCCCCCCGUUUCAGUGGCCGGCAGCCCACACUGCUAGAAGCCAACACUGUUGACCCCCUGGACUGGCUCUUUGGGGAGUCCCAGGAAAAGCUGCCAAGUCAGAGGGACCUGCCGAGGAGGACCGGCCCCUGGGGUCUGCACAGACAGAUGGACAGUGGCAAGGCCAGGGCUGUGCCCAGAGGGAGGCUCCGUGAAGCCAGGGCGCCUGGGCACUCCCUGGCACGACCGUCGUGGGACGGGCGCCAGAGCUCCAACCUGAGGAGCCAGACUUCUGGGCAGCCUGGCCAGGCCGUGGCCUCCCCCCGCCCAAGCAGUGUCCUCAGAACGCUCUACUCUCUACUCCCAGUGAUCCAUGAACUCUGACCCCACCCCAAUAAAGCCUCCCGUAAAGAGCACACCGGGUCCGCGUCUCCUCCCCCGCCCUCCCCGCUGGUGGAGACUGUCCCUGGCGGGUCUCUGGAAGGGAAACACACCUCUGCAGGGCUGCCUACUUGGGCAAUUCAUAGCGAGACCCCUCACUGUGCGCAGCGGUGACAGCCUAUCUCACACGAGGGGACGAGGGGAUGUUACUGCACAUUGCUCUGGCCCUUACUGGUUUUUCACUUUGAGCGAGUUUCUUAAUGUCUGUUCCUCAAUUUUCUCGUGGGUAAAGUGAGGUGGUUGCUGGGACCUGCCCCCAGGCCAUUCUGCUGAAUAAAUGCAUGUUAUC